AAAAAUUCAAAGGCCAUAAUUUAAUUUUUUUUUGUUAGCUCUAAUUGUCAAGGGACUUUAAUUUGUAAUUCUCUUUAGAAAGUGAGUAGUAAAGGUCAACUCAAAUAAGAACUCUAAGGGGAAAUUCUGUGUGUGAUUGUUUUGGUGAGCGUAUUAGAGUAUUGCAAACACAUUUGAGCGAAAACACGUGAGGGAGUGUUAGAAUAGGUGUUUUCUAACGUUUUUCUUGCAGGUUUACAUCAUGGACCCUAAGGAGAAAGUUACCUUAGAAGCAAUACAAGGAAUGUUACAGAAGAUGAUGUUACAACAAGAGGACAUGAGGAGUGAAAACCGCAAUGUCCAAGAAAGGUUGGAAAGGUUGGAACAAGGUACCCCUAGCCGUGGCAAGAUAAGAGACACAAAACGUAGCCUCUUUGAUGAUUUAGAAGGGGAGAUUGAAGAAGAAGGAUCUACACGUUCCAACAAAGGCAAAUCAAAAGAUUGGAAUUUAGGUUCAAUCAAAAUGAAGAUUCCAGCUUUCCAUGGUAAAAGUGAUCCAGAGGCAUAUUUAGAGUGGGAGAAGAAGGUAGAGCGUGUAUUUGAGUGCCAUAACUACACCGAAGAGAGGAAGGUGAAAUUGGCAGCCGUUGAAUUCACCGACUAUGCUAGUGUAUGGUGGGAUCAAUUUACCUCGACUAGGCGCAGAAGCGGAGAAGGUCCUGUUUCUUCAUGGUUUGAGAUGAAAACAAUCAUGAGGAAGAGAUUUGUACCACAACACUACUAUAGGGAGUUGUACAAUCGAUUACAAAGGUUGAAUCAAGGAUCCAAUAGUGUUGAAGAAUAUCACCAAUAGAUGGAGAUGGCCAUGAUUCGAGCCAACAUUGAGGAGGAUAGGGAAGCUACUAUGGCACGUUUUCUUUCAGGUUUGAACCGUGAUAUUGCUAACCUUGUUGAGUUGCAUCAUUAUGUAGAUUUUGAGGAUAUGGUACACAUGGCAACCAAGAUUGAAAAACAACUAAGAUAAAAAACCAAGGCUAUUUCGACCCCAACAUCAUGGAAGCCGAAUUGGAAAGGGAACAAGGGAGGUGAUGCAAAUACAAAUAAGGGCAGAUCUGAUCAAAGCAAAAAUAAAGAGCUCACUACACCAAAAAUGCAACCAAAGGAUGACAAAUCCAAGGGUAAAUCACGUGAUAUACAAUGCUUUAGGUGCUUGGGAUACGGACAUAGAGUUGCACAAUGUCCAAAUGCAAAGGUGAUGACCUUACGCAAUGGGGAGGUGGUGAGUGAAGAUGGGAGCGAGGAUGAUGAUGACUUGAGUGAUAUACCACCAUUGGAGGAUGUUUCAGAAGAAGAGGGCGAUGAACCAGCCCCUAAAGGACCAAUUUUCACGUUGGUUGCAAGGCGUGCUCUAAACAUGCAAGCUAAGGAGGAUGAGGUACAACGCGAAAAUAUCUUUUAUACUAGAUGCAUGAUAGAUAAUAAAUUGUGUAGUAUGAUUAUUGAUGGUGGUAGCUGCACUAAUGUUGUUAAUGCUGGUUUAGUUGAUAAAGUGGGGUUGAAAACAACUAAACAUCCUAGACCUUAUAGGUUGCAAUGGUUGAAUAAUAGUGGGGAUAUUAAGGUCACGAGGCAAACAUUAAUUUCAUUCUCUAUUGGGCGUUAUCAUGAUGAGGUUUUAUGUGAUGUAGUACCUAUGCAUGCUAGUCACAUAUUAUUGGGACGCCCUUGGCAAUAUGAUAGGCGUGUUAUACAUGAUGGGUAUUCUAACCGAUAUUCAUUCAACAUGAAUGGUAGACAUGUCAACUGGUUACCUAUGACGCCUAAAGAAGUAUACGAAGAUCAAAAAACUUUGAAGAAUAGUGUGCAAAGAGUGGCAAAAAAAGAGGUAAAAGGCAAUUUUUAUGCAAGAGGGAGUGAGGUUCGAAAGGCUUAUUUAACAAGGCAGCCUUUAAUACUAUUGGUAUUCAAGUAUGCGUGUUUAUCUUUUGAAUCUAACUCAAUUCUCUCUUCUCUCCCUAGUUCUUUUCAAGCUUUGUUGCAGGAAUUUGAAGAUUUAUUUCCCGAAUCCAUGCCUGAUGGUUUGCCGCCAUUGAGGGGGAUAGAACAUCAAAUUGACUUCAUUCCUAGAGCACAAAUUCCAAAUCGCCCAGCUUAUAGGAGCAAUCCCGAAGAAACAAAGGAGUUACAACGUCAAGUGGAUGAGUUGUUGUCAAAAGGGUUGAUUAAAGAAAGCAUGAGCCCAUGUGCCGUUCCUGUUCUAUUGGUGCAAAAAAAGGAUGGAUCAUGGCGUAUGUGUGUUGAUUGUCGCGCCAUCAACAAAAUCACUAUAAAGUAUCGCCAUUCUAUUCCUCGUUUAGAUGAUAUGUUAGAUGAAUUGCAUGGUGCACGUAUAUUCUCUAAAAUUGAUUUAAUGGCUGGUUAUUAUCAAAUUAGAAUGAAAGAAGGAGAUGAAUGGAAAACUGCCUUUAAAACAAAAUAUGGUUUAUAUGAGUGGUUAGUGAUGCCUUUUGGGUUAAUUAAUGCUCCUAGUACGUUCAUGCGCUUGAUGAACCAUGUUUUGCGUGAAUUUAUUGGCAAAUUCGUUGUUGUCUAUUUUGAUGAUAUACUUAUGUAUAGCAAAUCACUUAAAGAGCACAUUUUGCAUGUGAGAUCUGUUUUUUGUGUUUUGCAUGCGCAAAAGUUGCAUGCUAAGCUUGCUAAAUGUAUGUUUUGUGUGCCUAAGGUUACAUUUUUAGGUUAUGUUGUUAGCGAGCAUGGUAUUGAGGUUGAUAAUGAAAAGGUUAAGGCUAUUGAAUCUUGGCCUACACCUAAAAACGUUGGGGAUGUUCGAAGUUUCCAUGGCUUAGCUAGUUUCUAUAGGCGUUUUGUGCGUGAUUUCUCUAGCAUAGCCGCCCCUUUGACAGAAGUUAUUAAAAGGAAUGUUGGUUUUAAGUGGGGUGAUGAACAAGAUAGUGCGUUUAAUAUGCUUAAAUCUAAGUUAAUUUCUGCUCCUAUUCUUGCUUUGCCUAACUUUGAUAAAACUUUUGAGAUUGAAUGUGAUGCUUCGGGAGUGGGAAUUGGUGUUGUUCCUUUGCAAGAGGGCAAGCCAAUUGCAUACUUUAGUGAAAAAUUGAAUGGCGCAGCAUUGAACUACUCAACAUAUGACAAGGAAAUGUAUGCAUUAGUGAGGGCAUUAGAGACAUGGCAACACUACCUUGUGCCUAAAGAGUUCGUCAUCCAUACCGACCAUGAAAGUUUGAAGUAUUUGAAAGGUCAAAACAAACUCAAUAAGCGACAUGCAAAGUGGAGUGAAUUUCUUGAAUCCUUCCCAUACGUCAUCAAAUAUAAGCAAGGUAAGGAAAACGUUGUGGCUGAUGCAUUGUCUAGAAGGUAUGCACUUCUUACUACUUUAGAUGCUAAAUUGCUUGGUUUUGAGCAUAUUAAAGAGUUGUAUGCACAUGAUCAUGAUUUUAGCAAUGUUUAUAAUGCAUGUGAGAAAGCUGCCUUUGAAAAAUUUUAUAAGCAUAAUGACUACUUGUUUCGUUUGAAUAAGCUUUGUGUGCCUAAGUGUUCUUUGCGUUUGAUGUUAAUUCGUGAGGCACACGAAGGAGGUUUGAUGGGUCACUUUGGCAUAGCUAAAACUUUAGAUAUUUUACAAGAGCAUUUUUUUUGCCCUAACAUGAAAUCUGAUGUUUCUAAGUAUUGCACUAAUUGUAUCACAUGUUUGCAACCUAAGUCUAAAGUGCAUCCACAUGGUUUGUACACGCCAUUGCCUGUCCCACAUUCACCUUGGGUAGAUGUUUCUAUGGAUUUUGUACUUGGACUACCUAGGACUAGACGUGGUCAUGACAGCAUCUAUGUGGUAGUUGAUCGGUCUAAGAUGGCACACUUUAUUCCAUGUCAUAAAACUGAUGAUGCUUCAUAUGUUGCUGAUUUGUUCUUUAAAGAGGUAGUACAUUUGCAUGGUAUGCCAAGAACUAUUGUUAGUGAUAGGGAUGCAAAAUUUUUGUCCUACUUUUGGAAGACCUUGUGGGCGAAAUUAGGAACUAAGUUGUUAUUUAGUACUACUUGUCAUCCACAAACUGAUGGUCAAACUGAAGUUGUGAAUAGAACUUUAGGGCAAUUAUUGCGUGCUAUCAUAAAAAAGAAUGUGAAGUCUUGGGAUGAAAGUUUACCCCAUGUAGAGUUUGCAUAUAAUAGGGUUGUGCAUUCAUCCACGCAUUAUUCACCUUUUGAAAUUGUGUAUGGUUUUAAUCCUUUAACACCAUUAGAUUUAUCUCCUUUACCUUUGGAAGAGCGUGUUAAUUUUGAUGGUGCUAAGAAGGCAGAAUUUGUGCGCAAUUUCCAUGAGAAAGUGAGGCAAAACACAAAUAAAAAGAACCAACAAGUGGCGAACCAAAGGAAUCAAGGGCGUAAGAAGUUGGUUUUUGAGCCUGGCGAUUGGGUUUGGCUACAUUUGCGCAAAGAACGGUUCCCUUUGCAAAGGCGAUCUAAACUUCACCCACGAGGAGAUGGACCUUUUCAAGUUGUUGCAAGGAUUAAUGACAAUGCAUAUAAAUUAGAUCUCCCUGGUGAGUAUAAUGUUAGUGCAACCUUUAAUGUUUCUGACCUUCUUCCUUUUGAUUAUGCAGGUGGAGAUUCGAGGUCGAAUCCUUUUGAGGAAGGGGGGAGUGAUGCGAAUGAUCAAGGGAUAACUUCACCAAAUUCGCACAUGGGGAAGCAUAACGAUGGAGGUUCAAAUUCUACUUCAACAAACACGAAGAAGUUGGAUCCAUUGAGCUAUGACGGAGGCCCAAUUACACGAGCAAGAGCCAAGAAGAUGAAAGCGGCAAUCAUUGGGCUUGUUCAAAGCGAGUUUGAAGACUUGUUUCCCAAAGAGAUUCCCCAUGGAUUACCUCCUUUAAGAGGUAUUGAGCACCAAAUUGACUUCAUACCUUGGGCUGUCAUACCAAAUCAACCUGCCUAUACAAAGGAGAUACAAAGGCAAAUAGAUGAGUUGGUGGAAAAGGGAUUUGUCAGAGAGAGUCUUAGCCCAUGCUCUGUUCCUGUCAUUCUAGUCCCAAAGAAAGAUAGAACAUGGCACAUGUGUGUAGAUUGUCGAGCCAUCAAUAAGAUCACGUGGGAAGAUGUGCAUGAUCGGGCUUUCAAUACCUUGAAAGAAAAGAUUACUAAUGCACCUUUGUUAUGUCUACCUAACUUUGAUAAAAUUUUUGAGGUAGAAUUUGAUGCAUCUGGAAUAGGAAUAGGGGUUGUUUUGAUGCAAGAUUUCAAACCAAUUGCUUACUUUAGUGAAAAACUAAGUGGGGCAGCCUUGAAUUAUCCCACUUAUGACAAGGAACUUUAUGCAUUGGUAAGAACUCUUCAAACAUGGCAACAUUAUUUGUGGCCAAAGGAAUUCAUCAUUCAUUCUAAUCAUGAGAGCUUAAAGUUCUUGAAAUCCCAAGGUAAGCUUAAUAAAAGACAUGCUAACUGGUUGGAGUUCAUCGAAAUGUUUCUUUAUGUGAUCAAGUACAAACAUGGAAAAGAAAACGUUGUUGCCGAUGCAUUGUCUAGGAGGUACACACUACUUACUUCUUUGCAAACUAAGUUACUUGGUUUUGAAUUACUUAAGGACUUAUAUACUAAUGAUUCUGAUUUUAGCCAAGUAUGGAAUGCAUGUGAUAAGUGUGCGUUUGGUGAUUUUUAUAGGCAUGAAGGAUUUCUGUUUAGGAGACAUAAAUUAUGUGUGCCUAUUUGUUCUAUUCGUGAGUUGCUUGUUAGGGAAACUCACAGGGGUGGGUUGAUGGGUCACUUUGGUGUGCAAAAAACUUUAGAUAUAUUGCGUGAGAAUUUUUAUUGGCCUAAUAUGAAGCAUUAUGUGCAAUCUGUUGGUGAUAAGUACAAUACAUGCUGUUUUGCAUUGAUUUGGUUAGUCUAUCCUCACCUUUCUCUUUCUCCCUCACUUUAUCUUUUGUCCAUAACCAUUCUUAGCAUGUCGUCUACUGGACAAGUUAAACCUUCUGAAGCUGCUGUAGUAUCCGUUGGAGAGAAAGAUAAUAAGGCUUCUUGGAGCUCCCUCUUCUCACCAAAGGAGUCUUGCACUAAGCUGGAAUAUUAUGAGCCUAGAGGAAGAGAUGCAAAAGGGCGCAAAAGACCUCCAUUCUUGACUGUUAAAAGAACACUUGAGAAGAUAUGGGCAUCAUAUGGACUAAGUGAGGUUAUGACCUCUGGCCAAGGAGUAUUCAUACUAAAAUUCCAAGACAUGGAUGGAGUUUCUAAAGCGGUGGAAGUGGCUAUAUGGGUGAGAUUGUAUGGCAUCCCACUUGAGUUUUGGUCUCCAAAAGGACUCAGCUAUAUAGCAAGUGCCAUUGGGAAUCCUCUUUAUAUGGAUGCUGUUACGGAAGGAGGGACAAGAUUAAAGUUCGCACGGAUAUGUAUUGAGAUCAAAGUGGAUUCGGACUGCCCAGAGUCUAUUAAUUUAACUCUACCAAAUGGUGAAAGCUUGGUGAUCAAUGUAGAGUAUAGUUGGAAACCACUAAAAUGCAAUGGGUGCCAAUGCUUUGGACACUCCAUUGCCAAUUGUCAUUUAGCUCCGAAAUUUGAAGGUAGCACAUCUUCACGGAAAAACCUCAAGGAUGGGGAUGGAAUGAUAACAGCAAAGAAGCUACUUGGGAAAGAUAGCAAACUGAAGGUGGCAAACAGCAAUGACAAAAAGGCCAAAGGUAAAGGUGUGGAGAUUCAUAAUUCAGUGGAAAACACUAAUAAGAAUAAUAGAUAUUCAGCAUUAGCCAACCAUGAGUCCCAUGGACAAAUCAAUAGGAGCAUAAUGAUGGUUGAAGAGGUAAACCCGGAGAAAACCAAUGAAGUAGUCACUUCGGCAGUAAAAGAAAAGGUGAAUGAAGCUAGCACUUCCAAGAAUAGUCAAGUUAUAGCAGCAAAGGGAAUAGAUAUAGAGGAUGAAGGAGCUGGUUCAAAUGGUGGGGAGGACUUGGAAAAUGAGGGCUCUCCAACAAUAGUCCCAUUUGGAGGAAAGCUAAAAGUGGCUGAGAUGGAUCUUAGGAAGAAGAAAGUGGAUAUGAAGACUAUGAACUUGGGGAAAAAAUUGGCAAAGCUCAAGAAAGCUAAUUCCCCUCCACCAUCAUCCAAAUGA
Molecule: messenger RNA, 7087 nt
Organism: Mangifera indica (mango)
Lineage: Eukaryota; Viridiplantae; Streptophyta; Magnoliopsida; Sapindales; Anacardiaceae
Biological process (GO): DNA integration
Molecular function (GO): zinc ion binding; nucleic acid binding
Source: RefSeq, a predicted model, not a curated record